Umbelopsis ramanniana AG is the source of this 2805-nucleotide messenger RNA. RefSeq lists its product as uncharacterized. Lineage: Eukaryota; Fungi; Mucoromycota; Umbelopsidomycetes; Umbelopsidales; Umbelopsidaceae. Gene Ontology annotation, molecular function: DNA translocase activity; ATP binding; ATP-dependent chromatin remodeler activity. Bases 198 to 2576 code for a protein of 792 amino acids. The transcript has 31 exons. The record is from RefSeq and is a predicted model, not a curated record. Gene Ontology annotation, cellular component: nucleus. Gene Ontology annotation, biological process: reciprocal meiotic recombination; double-strand break repair via homologous recombination.
GUUGAUGAUCUGAUUUUUAAAGACCACACUGUAUGCUUGAGCAGUAUGCCAUAUAUUCUGGAGUCAUCAACAUUUUUUUCAAAGACUGUCAGCGCGACCAUUUUCAUCCUGUACGCGUCGGUCAGAAAUAAAAAUUGACCAGAUUGAUCAGCCGCUGACUGCCCAGCUUGUCUGUAUUAGUCUUUCCAGGUGAAUGAAUGCGUCGCUCAGCAGCUCCCAGCAAGCGAAUAGCCCAUUCUUCUGCACCGACAUUAGCAGAUCAGAAUAAACGAACUCUUUCUAAUCAGCCGGAGAAUGGUCGCUCCGCAGCUGGAUCUCACUAUGAAAAUAAGCGCCAAAGGGUCAUUCCGCAGAACAACGAAACAACUGCCAGCGACAGUGCUGUCCUAAAGAGCACUGAAUCGAGAUACUUUUCUAUUGUAUGGCGAAAACAGUCUAUGAAGAAGAAUAAGACGUGGGAUGGUGAUGGCUAUCUGGUUUUAAACAAUAAAAUUCUGGAGAUAUUCGACACCAACCGAAAAGAGCUGGCUAAGUUAUCGGCCACGUUCGUUAAGAGCUAUAGCGAAGGAAGUGAAUUUGCAGCAUCCGGAAAGGACUUUGAGAUUGCAAGAGAAAUAACUAAACAGGAAUAUGAAUUGGAGACUGGACAAACUGUUGCCGAAUCUAAGGAUCCGGCUACUGUAGAACGACCUGUGAUUCGACGCGUGGCAUUACCGAAAUUUCGAGCUCACACCACGCUACCUCCUGCACCAUCCGUGGCAAAUUAUUCCAUUCAACCGCGUCACAAGCCCGAUGUUCCUGGAAGUUUGGUCUUACCUCGGCCAUCCGACAAAUACGUUCUUCAAUACAAUAAGCGAAAUCGACCGCUGGUGGAUGUUGUUGUUGAUCCUGUCAUUUGCCAGCAUUUAAGAGACCACCAGAGGCAAGGCGUUGCUUUCAUGUAUGAAUGCCUGAUGGAUAUGAAGGAUUACGGUGGCGAAGGCGUCUUGUUGGCAGAUGAAAUGGGUCUCGGUAAAACAUUGCAAGCUAUAGCGCUACUAUGGACAUUGCUAAAGCAAACACCCUUUCAUGGAGAGCCACCGAUCGUCAAAAAAGCGCUAAUUGUUUGCCCAACGAGCGUCAUAGAAAAUUGGAAGAAGGAGUUCAAAAAGUGGCUCUGCGAUGAAAGAAUCAGUGUUUAUACUGUGGAUCAAAAAUCUCAACUUAAUGAUUUCCUGCACAGUCCCAUUUACAGUGCUAUGAUAGUUGGUUACGAAAAGCUACGGAAUAUGGAGGAUGAACUUGAAGGUGCUUCGUUCGACAUAAUUAUUUGUGAUGAAGGUCAUCGACUGAAGAACCAAAACAUAAAGACACUGCAAGUCAUCAGCGCUAUGCCAGCCAACAAGCGUAUAAUACUUAGUGGAACACCAAUACAGAAUCAUUUAGAAGAGUUUUGGUGCAUGAUAAAUUUCCUCAAUCCCAAUAUAUUAGGCAAAUAUUCUCACUUCAAAAAGAUGUACGAGACACCCAUCAACCAGGCCCGGCAGCCUAAUUCAACAAAGGAGGAUUUGGAGCUGGGAAAUGAGAGAGCUGACGAGCUCCUGAAGCUGGCCUCUCAGUUUAUGCUCAGGCGAGAAAUAGAUGUGAUAGCCAAAUAUUUGAAACCUAAAGUGGAGUAUGUUAUAUUUUGCCGGCCUUCAGCCUUGCAACAGCAGCUUUAUCACAAGUUACUAUGGUCAGCAGCAUGGAUGGAUAUGGCACGGAAUCGCGCCGGAUUCCUCGGUUGCAUUACCGCCCUCAAAAAGGUCUCAAAUUGUCCUACAUUGGUAUAUGAGAGUGCGAUGACUGGCGGUAAGCAGGAAGCCAGCCUGUUUUCUAGCACAGAUUGUUUGGAUGAGUUCCCAGAGAACUUUGAUGGAAGGCAGAUAAAUCAUAAAGACAGUGGUAAACUAUAUGUUCUUGUAGAGCUUCUGGCCAAAUUGCGUCAGCAUACAUCAGAAAAAGUGGUCCUUGUUAGCAACUACACCCAAACGCUAGACAUCUUAGAGGUGAUGUGUGACGAGCAUAAUUACAAGUAUUAUAGACUUGACGGAUCAACGCCAGCCGCUCAGAGACAAACGAUGGUCGAUCAUUUUAAUGAGCCUGAUGAUGAUCGUUUUGUAUUCUUAUUGAGCGCGAAAAGUGGUGGCAUUGGCUUGAACCUGACUGGAGCAUCACGACUGAUCCUUUUUGACCCUGAUUGGAACCCUAGUGUGGACAAGCAAGUCAUGGCCAGAAUUUACCGUGACGGACAGAAAAGAACUGCACAUGUGUACAGAUUGUUAACCACAGGUACUAUUGACGAAAAGAUAUUCCAGAGGCAAUUGAACAAGAGCUCUUUGAGUGAGUCGAUCAUGGGUCUGGGAGAAGAGCCGAGCGUAAACCAUUUCAGCGAUAGUCAGAUUCGCGAUUUGUUCAGACUAGACACAGAUACUUUCUGCCAAACGCACGACCUGCUUCGCUGCAAAUGCAGUGUAAGCAUCAACAUGAUGAAGUACCAUCUUUUUUUUUAUAUUCUUUUUAACAUAGAGAAUUAUAGGAAACAACGCAGAAUAUAGAUCCAGAAGAACCUAGGCAGGCAUUUCUUACCAAGAACGAUAUUAAAUCCCUAGAAGAAUGGAAACAUAUUAUGAUUUCUGAAAAUAAUGUAGAUAAUGAUAUGUUAGCGAUAGACGACACCAUCCUAACUCAAGCAUUGCUCACGUUUCGACAGCGGCAAGAAGACGUUGUUAGCUUCGUGAUGAAAAAAAGUAACCAAUAAAAUGUGAGAGUGGCUUAGCUAAAGAC